UCUUGUCAAAGAAAGAACUCUGCGACGCUUAUUUAGGGCGGCUGCGCGCGCGGCUGAGAAAGCCGUCCGUCAGGUCUCGCAAAAUCUCACUCGAAAAUGCCUUCUGCGCGAACGGUGCCGCAGCGACGCGCUCGCGACGACUCAGAAGAAGAUGAAGAGACGCGAUCAAAUCCCUCGCAUCAAGAGACGCCGGGCUCACAAGCUUCACAUGAAAGCAAACGACGUCGCCUAGAGGCUGCGAGUGAAUCUGAGGAGGUAGAGGAGGAGGAGGAGGAAGAAGAAGAGGAGGAAGAGGAAGAUGAUCAAGGAUCUGAGACUGGAAGCAAUACGGAGGAUGGUGGCGGGGCGGAGCCCUCUACGCAAGCACGCGAUAAAGACACAGCACAGCGAAGUGAAUCGUCUCGAAAGCCUUCUAGCAGUCGUCCGGAUGGAUAUACCAAGGACGGCUACAAACCGGGCGCAAUUAUGCGCGUCAAACUCACAGACUUUGUAACCUACACCUCUGCAGAGUUCUUUCCCGGACCGAAAUUAAACAUGGUAAUCGGGCCGAAUGGAACAGGAAAGAGUACCCUUGUGUGUGCGAUAUGUCUAGGCUUGGGAUGGGGCCCUCAGCAUCUAGGACGCGCAAAGGACACUGGCGAGUUUGUGAAGCACGGAUGCAGAGAAGCGGUCAUCGAGAUCGAACUCGCAGGUGGGCCGGGACAUCGCCGCAACCCUGUGAUCACUCGGACGAUCAAGCGUGAAGGUAACAAGAGCACAUUUACAUUGAACGGCCAGGCAGCUUCAAAUAAGCAAGUGCUCAAGCUCGCCGAGUCGUUUUCCAUUCAGGUCGACAAUCUCUGCCAGUUUCUGCCUCAGGAUAAGGUCAGCGAGUUUGCCGCUCUUACUCCGGUUGAGCUGCUCCGCUCCACCCAGAGAGCUGCAGGUGGUGCCGAAAUGGUUGAGUGGCAUGAAAACCUGAAAGCACUACGUGCGAAGCAGAAAGCAAUGCAGACCGAGAAUCAAAAUAAUCGAGAUGUACUCGCCAACCUUGAAAACCGGCAGGAAAUGCAAAGGGCCGAUGUGGAACGCAUGCGCCAACGAAAAAAGAUUCAGCGCAAGAUUGCGAUGCUGGAGACUGCUCGACCCAUCAUUCAGUACAAACUAAUCCAUGCCGAGCAUGUUGCUCUCAAACGGCGCAAAGAUGAUCUUAGUCGAGAGCAUCAGGCGAUGAAAGACGAACUCGAACCCAUGCUGCGAGGUGUCAACUUGAAGCAAGAGUACGCUGCUCGGCUGGACGAGGUCAAGAAAUAUCAGCGGCAACAAGUCGAAAGGGCCGAUACUACUGCUAUUGACGCAGGAAAGGAAAUCGAACGGCACGAAGAUGCGAUAAAAGACUUAACUAGCCAGAUCGACGCGGAGAAGAAGGGUGCCAUGAGCUCUCGACACGAUCGCAUGAAAGUGAAGCAGACGAUUAGCCGGCUCAGACGACAACUGAACGAGGAACCCGUUGACUUUGAUCCCGUUUACUACAAUGAGCAAAUUAGAGAAAGACGGAAAGAAAUCAGAGAAAUCGAGUUGAAAGAAAGAGAAAUCAAAGAGGAACGACGGCCACUCUUCUCUCAGCUCGAGGAAAAGAAACGGGGUCUCAGCAGUGCAGAACAGCAAUUGCGCAAUCUUGAUUCGCAGAGUGGACAAGUAGAGGCGAGAUUGGCACGGCUUUCACAGGACUCACACAAGGUCUACAAGUGGCUCCAGAAGAAUCAAAAUCGGUUUGAAAAGGAGGUUUUCGGCCCACCCGUUGUGACAUGCUCGAUCAAGGAUCCAAAAUAUACCAAUGCGAUCGAGGCCCUACUACAACGGACCGACUACAUGACAUUCACGACACAGACUAGGAAUGAUUUCAGGACUUUGCAAAAAGCAUACACUGAGAUUCUGAAGGUGUCCGAUGUUGCCAUCCGGACUUGUUCUGUUCCUCUUGCCAGCAUGAGGUCUCCUCUCUCGGACGAAGAAAUCAUGCAGCUUGGAUUCGAUGGCUGGGCGAGAGAUUACAUCUCCGGUCCCGAACCCGUCGUGUCUAUGCUCUGUGGUGAAAACAGGUUGCAUCAGACACCAAUCGGCCUUCGGGAUAUCUCCGAGGAAGAGUUCAAUGCAGUGGAACGGUCUAACCUGGGCUCAUGGGUUUCCGGGAAACAAAGCUAUCAAAUCAUUCGGCGAUCAGAAUAUGGCCCGAAUGCGAAAUCUACCCGGGUCAGGCAAGUCAGACAGGCGCGAAUGUGGACUACCCAACCAGUUGACGUUUCAGCGAAACGAGAAUUGGAGCAGCAGAUCCAUAUAUUCACUGAAGAGGCGAAAGAGCUCCAAGAGAGAAUCGAGUCGGAGAGAAGCCGAUUGGGGCCCUUGACCCAACGCCGUGAGAUGCUCGAACAAGAAUUGAAUACUCUGGAGUCGGAGAAAAACGCGAAGCAAACUGCUCGGGUGCAAUUUCAGGCAAUCCCUGAGAUGAUUCGUCAACAGGAAGCCAAACAACGAGACCUCGAUGUUAUCUUUGCAGGAAUCAAGGAGAGGGUCGUAAAUAUCCGCAACCAGCAGGAUGAGGCCUCGAUCCGUAAGGCCGAGGCAACCAUCAAAUAUGCCAAACUGGUCGAGGGCCUGAGACAAGCGCAUGAGCAGCUGAUGGCGAUCGAGAUUCAACACAUCGAGGCGCUUUCAGAUUACGAAGUCUUGCGGGAAAGGAAUAUGCAGUAUAAAGAGGCACUUGACGCCAAGCAGAGAGAGCUUACCGAAGCUGUGGUUCAAAUUCGGGAGGUAGCAGAGCGCGCCAAAGCGAUCGAGCGAGAGGCCAAAAAGGUCAUCGAGACAGCUAAUCGCGAGCCGGAUUUGAAAGAGCUGGUGCAAGGGCUGGCCGAAGUCGGCAGUAUGGAGCAGCUGGAUGCCGACAUCGAUUCGGAGAGGGCGCGCCUAGAACUGACACAUGGCGGCAGCAGCAACAUCCUCAAGGAAUUCGAGGAUCGGGAGCGGCAGAUCGAACGGCUGAAGGCCAAGCUGGAGGGCUACGAGGCCCAGCUGUCCGACUACGAGCGGGCAAUCGAGGAGGUGCGCGGGCGGUGGGAGCCGAAGCUGGACGCACUGAUCCAGAAGAUCAGCGAUGCGUUCUCCGACUCGUUUGCACGCAUCGGGUGCGCCGGGCAGGUCUCGCUGGACAAGGUAGAGGACGAGACAGGGCCGGACGGGCAAGCGGGGCCCAGCGACUUUGGCCAGUGGUCGAUCCAGAUCCACGUCAAGUUCCGGGAGCACGAAAGCCUGUCGCUGCUGGAUGCACACCGGCAGUCAGGUGGCGAGCGAGCUGUGAGUACGAUCUUCUACCUGAUGGCCCUGCAGUCGCUCUCUGCGUCGCCGUUCCGAGUGGUCGAUGAGAUCAACCAAGGGAUGGAUCCGCGCAACGAGCGCAUGGUCCACGGCCGGCUGGUGGACAUUGCCUGCGCGACGGGCAGCAACGGAGGCGAUGGAGGAGGCGACGGAGGCGAGCAGAUCGGCGGGGGUGGCGGCGGCCAGUACUUCCUGAUCACGCCCAAACUGUUGAGCGGGCUCAAGUACGAGCGGGGGAUGCGGGUGCUGUGCAUCGUCAGUGGAGAGCAUAUGCCGCGAGACUACGCGCUGGUCGAUUUCGGGAGUGCGCUCCGACGAAUGUCAGAGGUGGUGCGAGCAAAGGCCGUUGGUGUGUAUGGAUAGUUGGAUAGUUGGAUAGUUUCUCCUAUUAUGAUGACACUAUACACACUUCCCAGUUUCCCGCCAGUACGGAGGAGUAUACUCCUCCGUACUCAUGCCGUACCUAGAGAUAACUAGGUAUUAUAAAUGACGGUCCGCCGAUCACCGUCGGGAGUUUUCUGCACCAAUGGAGCGAGACGAGCGGGAGAAACGUUGUGGAACUCUAUCAGGGCGAGAAUCAACAAUACGAGUACGAUUGCUCUUGUCAGAUUGGUAUUCUACAUUCUCCAGUGGUGUUUUUUCUUGUUGCUAAGUUUGCCUUGAUCGACGCCGUGGUUGC
Molecule: messenger RNA, 4027 nt
Organism: Penicilliopsis zonata CBS 506.65
Lineage: Eukaryota; Fungi; Ascomycota; Eurotiomycetes; Eurotiales; Aspergillaceae
Exons: 6
Coding region: 97-3711 (1204 amino acids)
Biological process (GO): double-strand break repair via homologous recombination
Cellular component (GO): Smc5-Smc6 complex
Molecular function (GO): ATP binding; ATP hydrolysis activity
Source: RefSeq, a predicted model, not a curated record